AUGCUCACCAAGUACUUGACAACAGCCGCCGCUGCUAUUCUUUCCACGGUGGCCGCUGCCUCCUCUUCCUCCUCCUCUUCUGCUUCGAAGUCAUCAUCAUCAUCCUCAUCCUCAUCCUCAUCCUCUUCUUCCUCCUCCUUGCCAGCGAUUGAAAUUGUUGGUAACAAGUUCUUCUACUCUAACAAUGGCUCCCAAUUCUUCAUCAAGGGUGUCGCUUAUCAAGCCGACUCCGUCAACUCUAGUGACACUUCUAGUUUCGUGGAUCCUUUGGCCGACUCUGACUCCUGUUCUCGUGACAUCCCAUACUUGGCUGCCCUUGGUACCAACACCAUUCGUGUCUACGCUGUCAACACCAGUCUUGACCACUCUGACUGUAUGAAUGCCUUGGCUGAUGCCGGCAUCUAUGUCAUUGCCGAUCUUGGUGAACCAGAUCUCUCCAUCGAUAGAGAUGACCCAGAAUGGGACUUAGACUUGUACGAAAGAUACACCAGUGUUGUUGACUUGUUCUCUGGCUACACUAAUGUCUUGGGUUUCUUUGCUGGUAACGAAGUCACUAACAACAAGUCCAACACCGACGCCUCUGCUUACGUUAAAGCUGCUAUCAGAGAUACCAAGUCUUACAUCAAGGCCCAAAACUACAGAACUAUCCCAGUUGGUUACUCUUCUAACGAUGACUCUGACACCAGAGUCCCAAUGGCUGAUUAUUUCGCUUGUGGUGAUUCCGAUUCCGCUGCUGACUUUUACGGUAUCAACAUGUACGAAUGGUGUGGUGACUCUACUUUCAAGACUUCUGGUUACCAAGCUAGAACUCAAGAAUUUGAAAACUUGACCAUUCCAAUCUUCUUCUCCGAAUACGGUUGUAACACUGAAGGUAACAGAACUUUCGAAGAAGUCCAAUCUCUUUACGGUUCUGACAUGGACGACAUCUGGUCCGGUGGUAUUGUUUACAUGUAUUUCGAAGAAGCUAACGAUUACGGUCUUGUUUCUAUUGAUGGUAACAAUGUCGUUACUUACGAUGACUACAACAACUUGAAGUCCCAACUCGCCAAGAUCUCUCCAUCUAGUGCUAGCACUGGUGACGUUAGUACCAGCUCUGGUACUUUUGCUUGUCCAGCCACUAACACUAACUGGAUGGCGGCCACUUCUUUGCCACCAACCCCAAGUGAAUCUACUUGUGAAUGUCUUUAUAACGCCCUUUCUUGUGUUGUUGACGACAGUGUUGAUUCUACUGAUUAUGCUGAUUUGUUCAGUUAUGUCUGUGCCAAGAUUGACUGCAGUGAAAUCAAUGGUAACGGUACUUCUGGUGUUUACGGUAACUACUCUUACUGUUCUGCUAAGGACAUGUUGUCUUGGGCUUUGAACGCUUACUACGUUAAAAACGGUGCUGCAAAGUCUGAUUGUUCUUUCGGUGGUUCUGCUUCUAUUAAAUCUGCUACUUCUGGUUCUUGUAGUGCUGUUACAACCGGUAGCUCUUCCUCCUCUUCCGGUACUUCCAAAUCUUCUUCUUCCAGUAGCUCUAAGUCCUCUUCUUCUUCUUCUAGCUCUGGUAAAUCUAGUGCUGGUCACAGAAUUGCUGCUCCAAUUGCUUUCACUGCUGCUGAAGUUGGUAUGGGUGCCAUGUUGUUGGCCUCUUUUGCUGGUGGUUUGACCUUUGUUUUGUUCUAA
Saccharomycopsis crataegensis is the source of this 1665-nucleotide messenger RNA. It is a transcript of the gene GAS1, whose product is annotated as 1,3-beta-glucanosyltransferase GAS1. Gene Ontology annotation, cellular component: plasma membrane. Gene Ontology annotation, biological process: fungal-type cell wall organization; fungal-type cell wall (1->3)-beta-D-glucan biosynthetic process. NCBI's taxonomy places the organism in Eukaryota, Fungi, Ascomycota, Saccharomycetes, Ascoideales, Saccharomycopsidaceae. Gene Ontology annotation, molecular function: 1,3-beta-glucanosyltransferase activity. The transcript has a single exon. Bases 1 to 1665 code for a protein of 554 amino acids. The record is from RefSeq and is a predicted model, not a curated record.